Molecule: messenger RNA, 1356 nt
Organism: Salvelinus sp. IW2-2015
Lineage: Eukaryota; Metazoa; Chordata; Actinopteri; Salmoniformes; Salmonidae
Source: RefSeq, a predicted model, not a curated record
AUGACUGAGGUGGUCGUCCAUGGGAACACUGAGAUGGAGAUGUACUUUGACCCUCUGAGGAACGAGUAUUUCUUUGACAGGAACCGCCCCAGUUUUGACGCCAUCCUCUACUACUACCAGUCGGGCGGGCGUAUCAGGAGACCCGUCAACGUGCCCAUAGACAUCUUCUCUGAGGAGAUCCGCUUCUACGAGCUGGGAGAAGAGGCCAUGGAGAAGUUCAGAGAGGAUGAGGGUUUUAUUAAGGAAGAGGAGAGACCACUACCCGACAACGAACUGCAGAGAAAGGUGUGGUUGCUGUUUGAGUACCCUGAGAGCAGUGGUCCGGCGCGGGUGAUAGCCAUCGUCUCCGUCCUCGUCAUCCUCAUCUCCAUCGUCAUCUUCUGCCUGGAGACGUUACCGGAGUUCAGGGAGGACCACAAGGUGCCAGUCCCGUUGGCUCCCGUAACUAACGGCACCGAGCCGUACUUCUCCUCUCCGUUCUCCGAACCGUUCUUCGUGGUGGAGACGCUGUGCAUCAUCUGGUUCUCCUUUGAGCUGCUGGUCCGGUUCUUCGCCUGUCCCUCCAAGGCCACCUUCUCUAGGAACAUCAUGAACAUUAUAGAUAUCGUGGCCAUAAUACCAUAUUUUAUAACGCUGGGCACGGAGCUUGCGGAGCAGCAGGGGAACGGGCAGCAGGCCAUGUCCCUCGCCAUCCUCAGGGUCAUCCGUCUGGUCAGGGUGUUCAGGAUCUUCAAGCUGUCCAGACACUCCAAGGGGCUCCAGAUCCUGGGCCAGACCCUGAAGGCCAGCAUGCGGGAGCUUGGCCUCCUCAUCUUCUUCCUCUUCAUUGGAGUCAUCCUCUUCUCCAGUGCUGUUUACUUUGCAGAGGCCGAUGACCCAGAUUCCGGCUUCAGCUCCAUCCCAGACGCCUUCUGGUGGGCCGUGGUCACCAUGACUACCGUUGGCUACGGCGACAUGCACCCAAUUAGCAUAGGCGGGAAGAUUGUUGGCUCUCUCUGCGCCAUCGCUGGCGUGCUGACCAUCGCCCUGCCCGUCCCCGUCAUCGUGUCCAACUUCAACUACUUCUACCACCGGGAGACGGAGGGGGAGGAGCAGACGCAGUACCUCCACGUGGGCAGCUGUCAGCCACUGGCGGCCGAGAUGGACGAAGGGCAGGGGGUGAGGAAGAGGAGCAGCUCUUCAUUGCUCAGUAAGAGUGAGUACAUGGUAAUAGAGGAACACAGAGCACUGAACAGCAGUACCUUCAAACAGCAGCAGAACUUCUCAAUGACAACCGCUGCUACCAUGACAACCGUGACACACAACAUCACAGCGAACAGCAUCAGCAUUAGCAAGAAGAUCUUUACAGAUGUCUAG